Messenger RNA from Chrysemys picta bellii (western painted turtle), 3095 nucleotides. RefSeq names its product neuropeptide S receptor 1 (gene NPSR1). NCBI's taxonomy places the organism in Eukaryota, Metazoa, Chordata, Testudines, Emydidae. Gene Ontology annotation, biological process: positive regulation of release of sequestered calcium ion into cytosol; neuropeptide signaling pathway. Gene Ontology annotation, molecular function: vasopressin receptor activity; neuropeptide receptor activity. The record is from RefSeq and is a predicted model, not a curated record. Gene Ontology annotation, cellular component: plasma membrane; cytoplasm.
UAUGGACGGUUUGGGGGAAAGCGUCCAGCUUGGAUUUUAAUCACUCAGCUGCACGGAAGCCUCAUGCCUCGUGUAGCCAGUGGUGGAGCAGUGAAGCUGUAGUUUUUGCUGUGCUCUUCUGAGGAGAGCUUGGCUGUGUUUAACUCUCUGUCACAGCAGCAACAACUUAACCAGAACAAAACCUAGCAAUGCAAGUCAGUUUCACAGAAGCCAGCAGCAGCUUAAAUGGAAGCAGAGAGAGGCUGGAUUUUACACUUGUAACUUGCACAGAAACAACGACUUUCACUGAAGUAGUGGAAGACGAGGAAUGGGGAUCCUUCUACUAUUCCUUUAAGACAGAACAGCUGGUUACUCUUUGGAUUCUCUUUAUUGUCACAGUUGCUGGAAACUCCAUCGUGCUGCUCUCUACGUGGAAGAGGAAGAGGAAAUCCCGAAUGACCUUUUUUGUAACACAGUUAGCCAUCACAGAUUGCUUUACAGGAUUCGUAAAUAUACUGACUGAUAUAAUUUGGCGCUUCACAGGAGAUUUCAUGGCCCCUGAUAUUGUCUGCAGAGUUGUUCGCUACCUGCAGGUUGUCCUUCUGUAUGCCUCAACUUAUGUUCUGGUUUCACUCAGCAUAGACCGUUACCAUGCCAUAGUUUAUCCAAUGAAGUUCCUUCAGGGAGAAAGGCAGGCGAAAGUUCUCAUCAUGGUGGCAUGGAGCCUCUCUUUCCUGUUUUCGAUUCCAACUCUGAUUAUAUUUGGGAAACGGCAGCUAUCCAAUGGGGAAGUGCAGUGCUGGGCCCUCUGGCCUGAUGACUCCUACUGGAUACCCUACAUGACUGUGGUCGCUUUCCUGGUAUAUUUCAUUCCUUUGAUUAUCAUCAGUGUCAUUUACUUCAUUGUGAUUCGAACCAUAUGGAUGAAGAGUAAACCUCAUGCUGCGAUUAUUUCCAACUGUACUGAUGGCAAAUUCUGUGCCAGCUACACCCAUCGAGGGAUCAUAUCAAAGGCUAAAGUUAAAGCUAUCAAGUACAGCAUUGUAAUUAUUCUUGCAUUUGUUCUCUGCUGGAGUCCUUACUUUCUCUUUGAUAUCCUGGACAACUUCAAUGUACUCCCUCAGACCAAAACACGCUUCUAUGCAUCUGUGAUUAUUCAAAAUCUACCAUCUUUAAACAGUGCCGUUAAUCCCCUUAUCUACUGCAUCUUCAGCAACAUCCUCUGCCGUCCUUUUUUUGGGAAAAGAAGAGCAAGAAACUUAGGGGGAACUUUCAAAGACCGAACUGAUGGGCAGGAAAUGCAGGCUGUGUCCAAGCCCGAAUACAUCUAGAGCGCAUAUAUCAAGACCCCUGCUAUUACUGCCUUGGGAAUGCUGACAUCUCAUUCUUUCUCUGUAGCAUUUGGAUUUCAGAAUGGCAUUGCAAAUUCUUUCACUGUCCACCCUAUGGGCCAAAUUCAGCCCUAGGAUAAAGGAAAGUUGCAUGCUCUUAUGCCAAGACCGAAUUUGGCUCUCUAUUUCCAGAGAAGCUGUAUCCAAGUACAGCUUGUAUCCAAGCGGUGUACCUGAAUGUAAAUAUAUUUUAUCGAUCAGGAUUUUCUAUCUGUUUUUAAAGAUUAUCUUGUUGAAGCUAUAUACAGUUACCGGCUGAUGUAACUUGUAAAGAGCAUUUAGAGCUAAUUACAGACAGGGGCCUUAUUUAAUACAUUUGCAAUGAAGUGUUGGCAUCAUCUCAACUCAGACCACAUUUAAUUUAUUGGUGAGAUUUUGGUUUCUUUAUAUACCACGAUAUAUGAAGUAUACAAAAAGGCGGCGGGGGGGAUGGUAAUUAAUGGGUCAAAAUCAUCAGGGGAUAUAAACUGGUGUAGCACCAUUGAAGCUUUAGAAUGCCACUGAUUUACAACAGAUGUCGAUCUUGCCCCACUUGUUUAAGUAAGAGCUACUGCAAUAUUUGUAAAACUACACCAGCGCAGAUGGCUUAAAUUGUUUAAAAAAAUAUGGAAGCCUCUAAAUUGCAAUGUAAAGCCAGAUCCCACAAACACCUUUGUGAGUAGUCCCAGUGAAAUCAACAGGACUAUUCGUAUCCAUAUUCCUGUUUGCCAAAGGUUAUAUUUAGUACAAGUGGUCACCUUUAACAACUGAUGAAUUGCCUUCAGCAACUAAAGAACUUUACCUCAGUUUUUGCUGUAUUCUAGGUAGUCUCUAUAGCAAAUAUGGGGCCGUUUAUGUAAUACUGCAUAUCAAGAGCUAAUAUUACCCAUCUACUGUAUCUAAGGCAAAAUUAACACUAGCAUCUACAUGUUGCAAACUAUGGGCAAUAUGGAAUAGGAUACCAUUGCUGUCAUUCUUGCAUACCUUUGGGUAAUUUUGGUAAAUGCACUAGGUAAGCACAGUAAUACCAGGUUGAGCUUGGCUCGCUCUCAUUUGUGGACAGUAGUACCAGUUUUCACAGAGCCUUUCAUUCAUUUACUGUACACACUACUGUUUAUGCUGCUGGCCUUGUCUGCAUUCUGUUGUUGCUGCUCCCACACACGUUCUUUACAAUGACUGUUCCAGUAGACUUUUGACUCACUCCACUGAUCUCUCAGUGAUGUGAUAUUACAGUCUCGUUACCCACAUAUAAAUCCUGCUCAGGAUAAGCUCUUUAUAGCCCAUCUAUAUUUUAAAGAUUCCUCUUUUAACUAAGGCUAGGGAUGGAGGGGGGGGGAAAUUAUAACCUGCUCAAAUCUUCACCCUACCCAAACAGCUGACUCUAAAUAUUUAUUCAGGUUUCGACUGGUUCCAAUUUCAAUUAAUUCCCCCUUCUUCUGCCCUCUGACUCCAAGCAUGAAUGCGGUUACCACCCUUUUACCUUUAAACACUGCCUAGUUUCUUUCCACCUCAUGAACCUCUGAUAAACCCCAAACUCCCGCCUCUUCCAACCUGAGAUCCCAUACAGUAGGCCUGUUCUUGCACUGCUGUGUCUUUGGAGUUCCCAGUGUAGGAUCCAGCAUCUCUCUCUCUCUGCUUGUCCUAGGCCUCAAUAAAUUGAAACUAUUGUAUGCAUUCUAAAAUGUGCUGUACACCCUGGAGUGACAAAAAAAAAAAAAAAAAAAGACUGACUCUUCAAAUGUAGGA